AUGUCGGUGAACAAUCAAACCCCCUCCGCGGACACUUCAUUCUCCCAACCCGCCGACCAAGCGUGUGCAGCGGAUUUCGAACACCUGAAUCACCGAUUGAAACGAUUGUCCGACCAGGUCCUCCCCCUGCAUCCAUACUUGCUGACCCUCCCCACGAAUGCGCCGUAUCGCCUCCGCUCUGCCAACACCAAUUGGGCCGUGGGACCGGGUCGGCCCUUCAGCCCGGACGAGGAGGACCUUCAGUACAUGACCUUUCUCACCCAUCACAACACCGAUUCUCUGUUGGUCGCCGUGGGCGACUGGUCCGACGACUCGGGUCGCAUGAUGCUUGAUCAACCCGCGGUGUCGAGGUCCACCGCCGAACUGCAGCCACCGCGAGAGAACGCGGUCAAGAAAAAGAAGAAGAUCAGCUUGAACGAUUACAAGGGGGCGGUCCCAUCUCCUUCCCCCGCAGUGCAGGAUCAGAGGAGUCGCGAACAUUCCAACGUCGACCGGCGCGACGUUACAGCGCGCGCUCCCAGAGCCGACCCGAUCAAGAAGAAUCUCGAAGUUCCCAUGAAGCCCGACAAGCCUGAACCACGUCCGUCGAACUCCUCCAAUCCCUCCAAACCCACCCCAUUGGAGCCUCCCCCGCCGGCGAAGACGGCGAAGAAGCGGCCUCCAACGUCGGAGCCCGAGCCACAGACGACCGAGACCAACAAGGAACCCAACAUGCAGACCUCCAAAAAGCCGCGAUUAUCACCCGAGAAAGGAUCGCGCAAAGACACCCUCCCGACUAAAACAUUACCAACCCUCCUCUCUCCCACACUUCCACCGUCACCGGCGCCGGACCCCGGAUUUGCGCCGCGACUGCCUCGGUUACUUUCUCCGACUUUGCCUCCCGAGAUUGAAAAGGAGCUCGCCCAGCUCAAGGAAAAUUCUCCCGGUGACAUUUCUCCCAAGUGUGAGGUUCCGGCCACGAAGACAAAACGCGAUGAGCUUACUCACGCGCAAACACCUACAUCGUUGGUCAGCAGUAGCAAUUCCACGACGCAGAGCAGCCGUGCGAAUAGGACAAUUAAAGAUAUAGAUCGUGGCUCGGGGCGGUCGUCGGCCAUAGUGAAAUUGCGCUAUGGACGGCUCAAUCGAAAACGAGUGGACAGUCUGCUCAGACUUUCUGGUAAAAGGAAAGCACAGCGUGUCAACUCGCCCUCGGCUCACGAUGCCGAUGCUGACGAGGCCCGUCAGGCGGAGAGGACGAAGGCUCCGGAACCUGCCCGCGGAGGAGGAGCAGGAGGAGGAGCAGGAGGAGGAGCAGGAGGAGGAGCAGCUCCAGCCGAACGAACAAAAUCCAAAAUCAAGCACGAAGCAGACGAGCCGACGCCGAGCUCCACGAGCGUGCAUGCUGCUCGCACAAAGGAAACGAAGCAAUCAAUUGAGAGGCCCCACUUGUCGGUGCCGGAUAGGUCCAGGGUGACCUCUUCUACUACAGUGAAAGAUACAAAGGCAGCUCCCGCAAGCCGUCGGAAUGAAUUGCUCGAUGUUGCCGACAACAAGACGCCUGCGACGCAGGUUUCACGGCGACCUUCAACCGAUCCAGCGAUAAAGGGAUCUCCCGCUCAACCAGACCGUUCACGAAACCAUGAGCGACGAGAGCAAGAGCGACGAGGAUGGCAGGAAGAUUUCAAGACGUUCACGAAAAUGGGCCGGGAACUGAAACACGCCGCUGAUCGAUUCAACAGUGGACCCUCAACGGCGGAUGAGAAACUGGCUGUUGUUACUGCCAUUGAAGCCGUCAUGUGUUUUGUUCUCGCUUUCGUCGCCGAUGACCAAGGCAAGGCGCUUUUCCGGCAAAGCGUAGAUUCGUCCACAUGGCGAUCCAUCAUUGCAUAUUGGCGCGUUGUCUACAAGAACAGCUCCUCCUUCCCGGUGCUACAAAGUCUAUGCCAACUUCUAGGCGCAGUUUCCUAUGACACCAUCCACGCCUUGGACUUGGAACGUCUUGCCGUGACUCCAAUCCCAGGAGAACAAGAGCCCGUUCCCACACCUGGCAGUGACGGAAAUGGAGUCUUGACUGACGACAGCGCCAGCAAAAAGAGCUAUAAAGAAUUUGUCGAAUUGAAGGCUCGUCUUCCUGAAUACUUUCGAGAAUCACAGAAGCUUUGGCUGGACGCGUCUCGAGGUCUUUCAGAAGACAUGCUGAGUCGGGACUUUCCAUUAACUUGGGCUCGUCGCUGUCAUCGGCAUGCGGAACGCGGGAAGACCUCGUUCCGCGCGGGCCACUACUCCGGAGAUUAUUACCUACCCUUUGGAGCGGUCACGCCUCCUAUAGAAGUUGUUCGAUUCGGCUCGAUUCUUUUGAAAGAAUGGUGUACACGUGAAGGAGUCGACUGGCAAGGUCGACUGAAACUUUGA
Molecule: messenger RNA, 2394 nt
Organism: Penicillium diatomitis
Lineage: Eukaryota; Fungi; Ascomycota; Eurotiomycetes; Eurotiales; Aspergillaceae
Exons: 2
Coding region: 1-2394 (797 amino acids)
Source: RefSeq, a predicted model, not a curated record